GUUCGGCUUUCUAGCUGUCUGUAAUGGCGGAAGGAGACCAGAAGGAAAAGUCAGACAGAAUGACAUUAGAAUUAUCGCUUAAUGAAGAGGAGAGUUACUCCGCCUCGAGUGUGGCUUCAGACGCGCCAGCUGAGCAAGAAGCGCGUGCGGAGUUAGCAUUAGCUACAGCAGAAAACACAACCGAGCCUGAGCUUCCAGCUGUCCAUGUCCUCUCAGACAUAAUUAUUCACAGAUAUGAAGGCGGCAGGUCAGGAGAGUUGUUCCACGGGGAAGGAGUGGCCUACUUUAGGGGUGGACAUGUAUACAAGGGAAACUUUGUAGAUGGCUUUAUGCAUGGUCAUGGAGAAUACACAUGGGCAGAUGGUUUAAAGUAUGAGGGGGACUUUGAAUCAAAUGCUCCUAUGGGACAUGGGACAUACACGUGGUUAGACUGUAGCACCUAUGAGGGAGAGGUAUGCAAUGGCAUCUGCCAUGGCACAGGAACUUACAAAUCUGCCAAAACCUGCACUGUAUACAGAGGACAAUGGCACAAAGGCCAAAGACAUGGCAAGGGGACAAUGUAUUACAAUCAAGAGGCGACAUCAUGGUACAAGGGUGAUUGGGAAAACAACCAAAGAGAAGGCUGGGGUAUGCGCUGCUAUCCAUCAGGAGACACAUAUGAAGGCCAGUGGAAGAACAGCGUGAGACAUGGGGAAGGAACUAUGAAAUGGAUUCAUUUGGGUCAGCAAUAUAGCGGGCAGUGGCUAAAUGGUGUUCAGCAUGGAUACGGGAUACACACGUGGUUUGUGCGGCGAGUUUCUGGAUCUCAGUAUCCCCUCAGGAAUGAGUAUGAAGGAGAAUUUGCUCAAGGCCUGCGUCAUGGUCAAGGAACGUUCUUCUAUGCAAGUGGAGCAGUUUAUUCCGGAUGUUGGAAGGAUAACAAAAAACACGGUCAGGGAAAAUUUAUUUUCAAAAAUGGCCGUUUAUAUGAAGGGGAGUUUAUCGAUGACCGUAUGGCGGAAUUCCCAGCAUCCUCCACUAUUUCAUUAUGUGCACUAGGUGGCUUACCUAGUAGAGCUGAAGAAUCAGGCAAUAGUGCUUCACUACUUGGGCCUGACAUGGCUUUGAACAUAGAGACUCUAUUAAACCGAAUUCCUGAAGCGCAAAGAAGGCAGGAGCUCAGACAGGUGGAAUUUGCCAUUAUGAGACAUAUUGCAUUGCUGAGGCCAAUAUACAGUCUGUACAGCAGCCUUGGACAUGAGAACUCUCCAGACAACACUUUCCUGCUCAGUCACCUACAGUUCUGGCGCUUUCUUAAGGACUGCAGUGUCCACCAGCAUGGAUUAACACUGGCACAGUUGGACCACCUUAUUAACAAGGAUAUCUCUCCAGGGGAGGUUCAUUCACCCUUUAGUACAAUGUUGCUGAGAAAGUGGAUUAGUUGUGUUGUCAUUGCAGCAUACCAUAUUUACCACAGAGACUUUGAGUCCUCUAGCUAUGUACUUGCAGAGUGCUUUUCCAAGCUCAUGAGGCAGAACAUCAUUCCCAAUGCUAAGAAUGUAAAAGGACCUCUUUACUGCCACCCUCUUCGUGCUGUGAUUGGCAAGAACUAUACAGACAGAUGCUGGGAGAUAUAUCAGACUGUCCCUAAAGUCACCUCAGCUGCCAUCUCUGACAACAUCAUGACUGCCAGGCACUUCAUCUGGAUGUUUAAGGUUCUUGGUCUCUUUGACCAUACACUAACCACAAGAAGAUUACUGGAGAUCCUUUCACUGGAAAAUCCUGCAAUCUACAGUUCUACUCACAGUAACCUGGAUUUGGAGAUCACUUUUCUGGAGUUCUUUGAGGCUCUGCUGGGUUGUGCUGAAGUGAAGAACACAGAUGGAUUCAGAACUGCACAACACAGACAGUGUGAGUUGGGUUAUCCUGUUGAGACUUCCUCAAGAGAUCAGAUGAAAAACAGCCCUAUUCUGAGCCAGUUGGCUUCUCCUCAGCAAUAUGAGUCAACAGUGCUGUCCUCAAGCACCAUCAGUUCAUCGGCUGCCACCAGCGUAAAAUCACUUGAGGAAUUUAAAUCCAAGGCAACAACACAGUCAUCCCUAACUGAAGAAAUACAAUAUAAAGAUCAGGGAAUUGACCUAUCUAAGCUGGCUGUUACAAAAACACCUGAGAUGGAAUUGAACAAACAAACUACAAGCAGUGUUUUAGACACACAUGGGACCAAGCCACCAUGUACAAACACAGAAGUAGCUGAAGACGGGCGACCAGAAGAACAGCUGGAGAACUGGAUCAACCGUAUUCACCAGUUUUUUACACACAUAUUCUUCCCAGCAUAUGAACACACCUUGGUGUGGAAAAAGGAGAUGCAAAAGGAACACCAAAGACAAACCACAGAACACAGAAUCACUCUAGAAAAGGCCAAGGCGAAUGCUAAACUAAGAGAGCAACGGAGGGCAGAAGAGGAGAGCUCCAAAGAAAAAGAGGAGAGCUUCAAAGAAAUAAUGGAGGAAGAGGAAGAGAGAAGCCAUGUCUUAGAUGACCAGAACAAUUCACCUGCAGCUCUCACAACCCCAGUGACCUCCUCCAACUCUGUGGAUUUGAAGCAAUCACCCACCAACAAGAAGAAGAAAAAGAGAAAAUGACACCAAGGUUUUCCAAAAAAAAAAAAAGCUUAUUUUAA
Pangasianodon hypophthalmus (striped catfish) is the source of this 2659-nucleotide messenger RNA. RefSeq names its product radial spoke head 10 homolog B (gene rsph10b). The coding region runs from base 24 to 2621 and encodes 865 amino acids. The record is from RefSeq and is a predicted model, not a curated record. The transcript has 19 exons. Lineage: Eukaryota; Metazoa; Chordata; Actinopteri; Siluriformes; Pangasiidae.